AUGUGCGAAUCGUCGAAACCUCAGCUUCCCCACUCUCCCCCUGUCAUGGCGACUUUAUCGAUCAUGCGGAAUGCCAUUUCAGCCAAUCCUGUGCGUGUGCUUCCCCCACGCCACUCGUUGCAUUACCUUGGCUAUUCGGCUAUUUACACUGGUACAUGUUCACCCACAGUCUUCGACCUUGUUGCCAGACAUCUCCUGUACCCUGACCUUGAAGAUCUCUUCACCGAAUUGUGGGAAUUGGAUGCGAACCGUUUAGAAUUGGGCAAAGAUUUAAUUCUCGACCCACAAGGCACGCGCUUGCACAAUUCAAUGCAUAAAUUAGUUGAAAUCAACGGCUCUUCGAGUUACGUGCCGAAUCCCCCAAAGGACAAUGCACCCAAACCACUCUUCUCCUACGUCAACAAGACCCGCCUACUGACUUCACCAACCUAUCAAGGUGUCGCUUCAAAUUUCUUUGUAGCCUUCAUAGAACUGAUCCCGUCCUACAAUCCAGACAUUCUGGUGAAUGAGACAGUCAGCUCAGAGAAGCUUCUAGCUCAGUCGAAAUUCAUCACUGCUGUCAUGCAGACCGCAGUCAUGCAGAAGGUCAGAGGCUACCUCGAGGAAAGGAAACUCAUUUCUCCCGGAGAGAAGGCAUUCAAAGAGUUGCUGUUUCAAAUGUGGUUCAGAAGCUACCAGCGCAGGAAGCGACUGAGUUCCAGCGCCUUCGAGCACGUUUUCCUCGGAGAAGGAAGAGGGUCGCAGACACUUGGAUUCCACUAUUGGCUUCCAAUGUACCUCCACGAAAGCGAGGGUGCACUGGACUACUUUGGCUACUACGAACAAAGACGAGGCAGACUGCAGAAUACGCUAUCAGUGGCCUUCAUGUGGAACGCCAAUUGGCUGAAGAAAUACGCCACCUUCAUGUUUGGAACGUCGCCAGAAUUCGACUUGGGCCUCUACACCGUCGCCUUUCUUAGGAUGAAAUCCACCAUACCAAGUGGAUUUCGCUAUGCGCUGUCGCUGCGCGUGAUGAAUAGCCGGUUAGCACUUCAGUGCUAUCAAAUUGACGAAAAGACACUUGGCUCGUGCUACGUAGUCUGA
Molecule: messenger RNA, 1083 nt
Organism: Mesocestoides corti
Lineage: Eukaryota; Metazoa; Platyhelminthes; Cestoda; Cyclophyllidea; Mesocestoididae
Source: the annotation of a GenBank genome assembly